AUGCAUUCUCUGAUACUCCACGGAAGAAGGUCUCUCGAGCUGCAGAAAUGGCGUAACUUUAGAGUUUCAGCUAAGCUUUUGCAAAUUGCAUCUUCUUAUUCCAAUUCCUUCUCCUCCGUUAGCUCUGUUCAUGUAAACCUUCAAGAUGAUCGAAAAGGGAAGACCUUUACAGUCUCUUACCUCGUUGAUUCACUGGGUUUCACUAGAAAGCUCGCCGAAUCAAUCUCAAGGAAAGUUAUUUCAGAGGGAAAGGGAAACCCAGAUUCUGUUUUGAGUCUUCUUAAGAGCUAUAAGUUCACAGAGUCUCAGAUCUCCAGCAUCGUCGUUGAGAUGGGCUUUGAUCCCAACUCCUCAAAGUUUAUCGAAGCUCUAUACGCUGUUUACCAGUUGAGUGACAAAACCAUAGAAGAGAAGGUCAACGUCUAUCAAAGCUUAGGCUUCACCGUGGGAGACGUGUGGGAGAUUUUCAAAAAGUAUCCAACCAUUCUUGUAAUCUCGGAGAAGAAGAUACUCAACUCCAUGGAAACGUUCCUUGGCCUAGGAUUCACCAGAGAUGAGUUUGCGACGAUGGUCAAGUGCUUUCCUCAGUGCGUUGCGCAUUCUGCAGAGUUGGUGAAGAUGAAGAUUGAGUUUGUGGUGGAUCAGAUGAACUGGCCAGUAAAGUCUGUGGCUUUGUUCCCUCAGGUGCUUGGAUACAGCAUGGAGAAGAGGAUUGUGCCAAGGUGUAACGUUAUCAAAGCUCUCAUGAACAAAAGGUUGCUCAAAAGUGAACUCCCUGGGAUCUCGUAUGUGUUGGCGAUUACAGAUCAAGUGUUUUUAGGACGGUAUGUGAAGAAGCAUCAUGACAAGGAGCUUGUGGCUGAGUUGAUGGCUAUCUUCUUCACCAGAGAUCGUGUUUCAUAG
Molecule: messenger RNA, 903 nt
Organism: Thlaspi arvense
Lineage: Eukaryota; Viridiplantae; Streptophyta; Magnoliopsida; Brassicales; Brassicaceae
Source: the annotation of a GenBank genome assembly